Molecule: messenger RNA, 1603 nt
Organism: Salvia splendens (bonfire salvia)
Lineage: Eukaryota; Viridiplantae; Streptophyta; Magnoliopsida; Lamiales; Lamiaceae
Exons: 4
Coding region: 121-1227 (368 amino acids)
Cellular component (GO): membrane
Molecular function (GO): starch binding
Source: RefSeq, a predicted model, not a curated record
GUCAGCACAGCAAAGAGAAUCAAGGAUUGCAGAUCACUCGAUUAACUCCUCACUCACUGUUUAUUGAGAGUGAGAGAGAGAGAGAGAGAGAGAGAGAGAGAGAGAGAGCGAGAGAGAGAGAUGAAGGCCUUGGGAGGCUCGUAUUUCAAGCUCUCCGUGAACAAGCAGAGAGUGGCACUAAGCAAACAUGAAUUUGGUUUUCAUGUACAUCAAAAGCGUGUCGUUGAUGGGGUUAUCUUGUUCAGGGCAAACUGUGAUGCCUCCAUCUCUUCAGCCUCUUCUUCUCAGAUAAAUAUGGGAAGUGAUUCAAGUGAAGCCAUCCAGACAGUAAGCUCUGACCAGCCUAAGACGGUUCGUGUGAGGUUCAAACUGCACAAGCAAUGUGCGUUCGGGCAGCAAUUUCUCAUAGUUGGGGAUGAUCCGAAUCUCGGACUAUGGGACCCUUCUGAAGGGGUGCCCUUGAACUGGUCUGAAGGGCAUGUGUGGACUACACAAGUGGAUGUACCUUGUGGAAAAGUGAUCAGUUAUAAGUUUGUGCUUGAGGAUAUGGCUGGAGCUGUGAUGUGGCAGCCUGGUCCGGAUAGACUUCUUGAAACAUGGGAUACUGGCAAGACGAUAUCUGUGUCUGAGGAUUGGGACAGCCCCGAUUCCCAGAUUGUGGUUGAAGAGGAACCUGUGGUUGUGGAUGAUUUAAAUCAGUCUUCCUUGAUUGAUGAGAAAGCAGAGGAGGAGGGAGUCAAUGGUUAUGUUCCGAGUUUGUUUAUUUCUGACGAUUUCAGCCAAGGAGUUGUGGGAGAAGAAGGGGAUGAUGUGAUGAGGGAAGAACUUGAUGGCGAUGAGCAUAUGAGUGAUCAUUCGGAUGAGCCUGUCAUGCUCUUGGUUGCUGAAAAUAUCACCGAGGGAAAAAAUUCAAGUGCGAGUGAUGGCCUAAUGAGUGUAGCUGGUAAGGAAGAGGAGGAGACAACGGCGUUGGGGGAUCAUGGUAAUGUGGCGAUGAGUGGAAGUGAUUCGUCCAGUUUGAAAAAUGAGACGAGGGUAGUCAUAGAUGACGAGGUUCCUGUCCUAAUACCGGGCUUAGCUACAUUGCCAGAAGCACAAGAGGCAGAGGCAGAGGCAGAGGCAGAGGCAGAGAUGGAGGCGAGCAGCACUGAUAGAAGCACAACAAAUCUGUCUGAUGAAAUUGAGGAUUCAACUGAUUCUAACAAAAAAAAAAAGCAAAACUUUUGAAGAUGCUGCUACUGAAUCUGAUGGAAUUGAGGAUUUAGCUGAGCUAAACCCGGGAAAAGACAGCGUUGUUGAGGACACUGAGGCUUCUGCUUCUGCAGCCAGAGGUAAUAACUAGACAAUACUAAAUCUGCAGAAAUGAGCACUUAGAACUUUGUGGCGUCGUCUCAUUAUUUUCUACACAGAUACGCGCCUCAACAGAGAAAAGGAGAUAUUGGACAACGAUGUGCAAUGGGGAAGAAGAGCUCUUCAUAAAUUUCUUGCUAAUCUUGGAUUCACGCAGCAUAGUUAAGGCUGUGUAGCUAGCUCACUUGUGUUGUAUUGUAUUGUAUUAUGAAUAAACUUCAAAAAAAGAGUUACCACUUCUGUCUUUGUUUUA